This is a messenger RNA of Syzygium oleosum, 1115 nucleotides long. Its product is annotated as vacuolar protein sorting-associated protein 20 homolog 2. The transcript is spliced from 6 exons. Lineage: Eukaryota; Viridiplantae; Streptophyta; Magnoliopsida; Myrtales; Myrtaceae. The coding region runs from base 273 to 941 and encodes 222 amino acids. Gene Ontology annotation, cellular component: multivesicular body; ESCRT III complex. The record is from RefSeq and is a predicted model, not a curated record. Gene Ontology annotation, biological process: late endosome to vacuole transport via multivesicular body sorting pathway; vesicle budding from membrane.
GAGUCGUCUCCGACGAACGAACAGAGAACAGAAAAACGUCCUCGGAACGUUGGACAGAUCAAUCGGACAGUUCCGUUCGUCUUCUUAGCAAAUCCGACAGACGAAAAAGGUCCCUCCUUUGCAUCCCAGGGAUGCGAAAUCCCCGUGUCCCUAGGGUUCCCCGAUCGGUAUCUUGAUCGAAGUCGAAAGCCCCCUCCUCGCUCAUCGCUUCCCCCUCUGUACAUUCGAUUCGCGGGGAACGAGUUUUUGACUUCGUCGAUAAGCGUUGAUUCAUGGGGAACUUGUUCGUGAAGAAGCCCAAGGUCACCGACGUCGAUAAGGCCAUUCUGUCUCUCAAGACCCAGCGGCGCAAGCUGGGUCUGUAUCAGCAACAGCUCGAGGCUGUCAUUGAAGCUGAAAAGCAAGUUGCUCGGGAUCUGAUCAAAGAAAAGAGGAAAGACAGGGCAUUGUUGGCGCUGAAGAAGAAAAAGGCACAGGAAGAUUUAUUGAAACAAGUGGAUGCAUGGGUUCUUAAUGUUGAGCAACAGCUGGCAGAUAUCGAACUCGCAAGCAAGCAGAGGGCCGUCUUUGAGAGCCUAAGGUCUGGGACCGAAGCAAUCAAAGCAAUUCAAAGCGAAAUCAACUUAGAUGAUGUGCAAAAGCUAAUGGAUGAUUCUGCCGAAGCAAAAGCUUAUCAAGAUGAAAUUAAUGCAAUCUUGGGAGAGAAAUUAUCGGCAGAAGAUGAAGAGGAGAUUCUUGCAGAAUUUGAGACUUUGGAAUCACAGAUUGCUAUCCAAGAUAUGCCUGAAGUUCCUCCAACAGCUCCAACUCCGGAGGUAGUUGAAGAGACAAUUGACCUUCCUGAGGUGCCAAAGAAAGCACCUGUGGCUGCCAAUGCUGCUGUAGAUGAUGCCGAAAUUGCCUCCAAAAGAAAGGUUUUGGAGGAACCGCUGCCUGCUUGAAUUCAGCUUGAAACAACAUUACCAUCUGCUGAUUCCUGGUGUUCCUAUCGACUAUUCCUGUUGCCCACUUUGUAUACUUUUUAUGUUAACUGACAGCAAUUCGAUUGGAUUUUCUGAUUCAUGUAAAUCUCAGUUUGUCUUAUAUUGGAAAAUACGGAAUUUUUUGCCAUGCAA